CAUAAAGGUUUUUGAUGGUCAUUCAUCACAUCUCAUAGAAAAAAUAUGAACUUGAUAAAAUAUUUAGUUUCAAAUUUCUUUGGUCCAAAAAUGUGGAUGGUCUUUCUUCUUAUAAUUUGUGGUUUGGUUGAGGGAACUCAAUCUGCCACAAUGACAUCUCAUCAACUUCAAAUGGAAGCAAAUGCUAUAUUAAAUAGUGGAUGGUGGAACACUUCUGAUGCAAACUUCAAUAUCUCUGAUCGUUGUCAUGGGCAUGGUAUAUUUUGCAACGAUGCUGGAAGCAUAAUAGCAAUUAAGAUAGACUCUGAUGAUUCUACAUACGCUGCCUGGGAGUAUGAUUUUAAAACACGCAACUUGUCUACUCUCAACUUGGCUUGUUUCAAAAAUCUAGAAAGCCUUGUUCUAAGAAAAAUUACACUAGAAGGGACUAUCUCAAAAGAAAUUGGUCAUCUCUCUAAACUCACUCAUCUUGAUUUGUCUGCCAAUUUUCUUGAAGGUCAGCUACCUCCUGAAUUGUGGUUGCUAAAAAAUCUCACUUUCUUAGAUCUAUUUAACAAUAGAUUCAAAGGUGAGAUACCUUCUUCACUAGGAAAUCUCUCCAAGCUCACUCAUCUUAACAUGUCUUACAAUAAUCUUGAAGGUCAGCUACCUCAUUCACUAGGAAACCUCUCCAAACUCACUCAUCUUGAUUUGUCUGCCAAUAUUCUUAAAGGUCAGCUACCUCCUUCACUAGCAAAUCUCUCCAAACUCACUCAUCUUGAUUUGUCUGCCAAUUUUCUUAAAGGUCAGCUACCUCCUUCACUAGGAAAUCUCUCCAAACUCACUCAUCUUGAUUUGUCUGCCAAUUUUCUUAAAGGUCAGCUACCUUCUGAAUUGUGGUUGCUAAAAAAUCUCACUUUCUUAGAUCUAUCUUACAAUAGAUUCAAAGGUCAGAUACCUUCUUCACUAGGAAAUCUAAAACAAUUAGAGAACCUAGACAUCUCUGACAACUACAUUGAAGGUCAUAUUCCUUUUGAGUUGGGCUUCCUCAAAAAUCUUUCUACACUAGGUCUAUCUAACAAUAUAUUCAAAGGUGAGAUACCUUCUUCAUUGGGAAAUCUCAAACAGUUACAACAUCUAAACAUCUCUCACAACCAUGUUCAAGGUUUCAUUCCUUUUGAGUUGGUGUUCCUGAAAAAUAUCAUUACAUUUGAUCUAUCUCACAAUAGACUCACUGACCUUGAUUUGUCUAGCAAUUAUCUUAAAGGUCCAGUAGGAAAUCUCAACCAGUUACAACUACUAAACAUCUCUCACAACAACAUUCAAGGUUCCAUUCCUCUUGAGUUGGGGUUCCUCAGAAAUAUCAUCACAUUAGAUCUAUCUCACAAUAGACUCAAUGGAAACUUGCCUAAUUUUCUUACAAAUCUUACACAAUUAGAUUACCUUGACAUCUCAUAUAAUUUACUCAUAGGUACGCUUCCUUCCAAAUUUUUUCCAUUUAAUGAUAAUUUAUUUUUCAUGGACCUCAGUCACAACCUCAUUAGCGGUCAAAUCCCUUCUCAUAUUCGAGGUUUUCACGAACUUAAUUUAAGCAAUAAUAAUCUCACUGGAACAAUUCCCCAAUCUCUCUGUAAUGUCUAUUAUGUGGACAUUUCAUACAAUUGUUUGGAGGGUCCCAUUCCAAAUUGUCUUCAGGUUUAUACAAAGAAUAAGGGAAAUAAUAAUCUCAAUGGAGCAAUUCCCCAAUCUCUUUGUAAUCUCUCUGUAAUGUCUUUUCACCAAUUCCAUCCUUGGCCAACACACAAGAAAAAUAAAAAAUUAAAGCACAUUGUCAUCAUUGUUCUUCCGAUCCUUAUUGCUCUAAUCCUAGUCUUCUCACUUCUCAUAUGCUUGUAUCGUCAUCAUAAUUCUACUAAGAAAUCGCAAGGAAACUCAACAAAAACAAAGAAUGGAGAUAUGUUUUGUAUAUGGAAUUUUGAUGGGAAGAUAGCAUAUGAUGACAUCAUCAAAGCAACAGAAGACUUUGACAUGAGAUAUUGCAUUGGAACAGGAGCAUAUGGAAGUGUUUACAAGGCACAAUUACCAAGUGGCAAGGUUGUUGCCUUAAAGAAACUUCACCGCUAUGAAGCAGAGGUUCCAUCUUUUGAUGAUAGUUUCAGAAAUGAAGUGAGAAUAUUAUCAGAAAUAAAGCACCGACAUAUUGUGAAGCUUUAUGGAUUCUGCUUGCACAAAAGAAUCAUGUUUUUGAUCUAUCAAUACAUGGAGAAAGGAAGCUUGUUCUCUGUCUUGUAUGAUGAUGUAAAAGUCGUGGAAUUCAAGUGGAGGAAAAGGGUUAACACUAUUAAAGGAGUUGCAUUUGCUUUUUCAUAUCUUCAUCAUGAUUGCACUGCUCCAAUAGUGCAUCGAGAUGUAUCUACUAGCAAUAUCUUGCUAAACUCUGAGUGGCAGGCCAGUGUUUGUGACUUCGGCAUAGCUCGGCUCCUUCAAUAUGAUUCAUCCAAUCGAACUAUAGUUGCUGGAACUAUUGGAUAUAUAGCUCCAGAACUUGCCUAUACUAUGGCUGUUAAUGAAAAGUGUGAUGUAUAUAGUUUUGGUGUAGUGGCACUUGAAACUUUAGUUGGAAGGCACCCUGGGGAUUUAUUGUCAUCACUUCAAUCAACAUCGACACAAAGUCUCAAACUAUGUCAAGUAUUAGACCACCGUCUUCCACUUCCAAAUAAUGACAUAGUUAUACGUGACAUAAUUCAUGCUGCCGUGGUAGCAUUUGCAUGCUUAAAUGUCAAUCCUCGUUCUCGACCAACAAUGAAAUGUGUGUCGCAAAGUUUUGUCACCGAGCUUCCACGAUUAAGUAUUCCUUUCAGUGAAAUUUCAGUGCAGCAACUAAUGAGUGAAGAACUUAAAGCAUUGUUUUGUAUUGCGAACCCUUGAAAGAAAACUUCAGAAUGAAUUAAGUUGAGUGUGUUAUUAUAAUAAUAAAGACAUUGCCUUUUUUUUCCCAAAAGUUGUUGAAAAAUGCUGUAAAACUUUGUUGUUGUGAUACAUCAAACAUAAGUAUAUAUGUAUUCACAUUUCUGUUUUUGUAUAAAAUUGAAUUACUUCUGUUUCAA
Molecule: messenger RNA, 3086 nt
Organism: Medicago truncatula (barrel medic)
Lineage: Eukaryota; Viridiplantae; Streptophyta; Magnoliopsida; Fabales; Fabaceae
Product: probable leucine-rich repeat receptor-like protein kinase At1g35710
Exons: 2
Coding region: 46-2907 (953 amino acids)
Biological process (GO): protein phosphorylation
Molecular function (GO): protein kinase activity; protein binding; ATP binding
Source: RefSeq, a predicted model, not a curated record